AUGUCUGGGGAGGAUGGAGUCCCAUUACGACGUACCAGUAGCAGAUUUGGUAGACCUAGUGGUGGUGGGGGCGGCGGCUCACCCUCGAAUACGUCAUCAUCGUCCUCUGGCUCUAAUAAUCCAUUCCUUCGAGCUGAGUCGGAGUUGAGGGACAUCCCUGUGGGCAUGCUCAACAAUGGAUAUUAUGAGAGAUUCUUUAAGGAAUCGCCACAACGGCUCGGCUCAGGAUCAUUCGGAACAGUGUAUCACUGCGAGCACGUCAUAGACGGGGUGAUGCUCGGCGACUAUGCCGUUAAGAAGGUCCCAGUAGGGGACAAUAGGAUCUGGCUUAGGAAGAUGGUUCGAGAGGUGAAGACUCUUGAGAGGAUUGCGGCUCAUCCCAACAUAGUGUCGUAUAAGCACAGCUGGUCUCCUGGAGGCCAACCAUUCCCCACAGUAGAGGCAAUACGACGAAGGCGUCGUAGUUUACUCAAGUUGGAAAGUGGCCAGAGUCAGCAGCAAGAAGAUGAUGCCCCCUCAGCAGCAGCAGCAGUACCUGGGGAAUACAGCGAUCCGCGGAGAUUAUCCGAUGGACAAAUAUGGCAGUGGUUCGUCGACAUAGCUAGAGGCCUGCAGCAUCUACAUCACUUAGGAGUUCUUCAUCGUGAUAUAAAGCCCACGAAUAUCCUGCUCACAUCUGAUCCGGAUCGUAUGGCGCGUAUGGACGGUUCUCACUAUGUUCUGGGCAGCGGCCAGAAAGGACUAAGAGCGAUGGUCAGCGACUUUGGCACUGCUGAGCUCGCCGCUGGAGGGACGUCUGAGUCUCAUACUGGCUUUACUGGCACGGUGGAAUUCACAGCUCCAGAGGUGCUUCGUGCGGCGUUCCUGAAUCCUGAUAAAGUUGUCUACGACGAGAGAUGCGAUAUGUGGUCAUUGGGAAUAGUGCUUUAUGCAAUGUGCUAUAACCAGGUACCCAUGUAUGAUAGCGACCCUCAGAAGUGUGCAGCCAUAAUAAGGGAUUGUCAUACGGCUCUAACAGGCCCACGGAACCACGCAUCUAGAGGAGACCUGCCGAUGAUGAUACAGGCCUUGACUCAGCCCGACCCACGGCGUAGACCUAACUGUGACGAUGUGCUUGGGCAACCUCUGGUGAAGGCCUUGGCUGAGCAAGUGGCCCAUCUAGCGUUUAACUGA
This is a messenger RNA of Perkinsus marinus ATCC 50983, 1173 nucleotides long. Its product is annotated as serine/threonine protein kinase, putative. NCBI's taxonomy places the organism in Eukaryota, Perkinsozoa, Perkinsida, Perkinsidae. The transcript is spliced from 10 exons. The record is from RefSeq and is a predicted model, not a curated record. The coding region runs from base 1 to 1173 and encodes 390 amino acids. Gene Ontology annotation, molecular function: protein kinase activity; ATP binding. Gene Ontology annotation, biological process: protein phosphorylation.